GUUUAAGGCUUCGUGGGGUUUUGGACGAACAAGCAGCAAAAGAGGAAGAGGAGACUAGAAGAGAAAUGAAAUGAUGACUGAAGAGAUUUGAAGCCCUUGGGCUUUUAGGCAUGGCGGAGAUGUUCCAAGGUGGGGUCCACCGAGCUAGUAGAAUCAGAAGAGCUGUUGUGAUCGGAAAUGGGUUCGCGGGUGCAGAGAAUCAGAGCAUUGGUUUGGUUCGUGCUCUGGGCCUCUGGGGUCGUCAAUCCGUCUACCGUGUUACUCGGCCAAGAGGAGGAAUUAAUGAGUGGCUUCACUGGCUUCCACUUUCUCUCCAUAGAAAAGUCAUGCCUCUUCCUGCUGAAAGAACAGCUCAGGCCUCUCAUCCUGAUGUUUUGGAAGCUGAUGCAAAGCAGAUUGCAGAAAUGGCUCGUCAAACAUUUGACACAGACGGCCCGUUGCUGGUGGUUGCAUCUGGCCGGGAUACCAUUCCUGUUUCAAGCGCCAUAAAACAUUUAGCUCCAGAAAAUGUUUUUGUUGUCCAGAUACAACAUCCAAGGUCGCAUCUGAAUAGGUUUGAUUUGGUGAUAACUCCUCUCCAUGAUUAUUACCCCUUGACUCCAGAGGGACAGGGACAAAUCCCUUGGUUUCUGCGGAGGUGGAUUACCCCACGUGAACCACCUGGCAGUAAUGUGGUUCUCACAGUGGGAGCACUUCAUCAGGCGGAUUUCACUGCACUUAGGAAUGCUGCAUCUGCCUGGCAUGCUGAAUUAGCACCACUUCCGAGACCUUUGCUUGUGGUUAAUAUUGGAGGCCCUGCAAGAAACUGUUCAUAUGGUGUCGAUCUUGGGAAAAGGUUAGCAGCUAUGCUGCAGAAUGUUCUUUGGAGCUGUGGAUGUGUGAGAAUAUCUUUCUCUAGGAGAACUCCUGAGAAGUUGUCCAGAAUUUUGAUGAAAGAAUUCGGUACUAAUCCAAAAGUCUACAUUUGGGAUGGUGAAGGUUGUAAUCCACACAUGGGCCAUUUAGCCUGUGCGGAUGCUUUUGUCAUCACAGCGGAUUCAGUCAGUAUGUUGAGUGAGGCUUGCAGUACCGGCAAACCUGUUUAUGUGAUCGGUGCUGAACACUGUACGUGGAAGUUUGCAGACUUCCAGAACUCCCUGCAGGAACGAGGAGUGGUUCGACCAUUCACUGGUAAAGAAGACAUGUUCAAGUCUUGGAGCUAUACACCACUCAAUGACACAGCAGAGGCCGCCAGUCGGGUGAAGAUGGCACUUGCUGAGCGUGGAUGGAGCAUAUAGUAACUUAAGUAAAUGAGCUUGCCAAGCCCUUUGUCUAGCUUACUUCAGUAGUUUGUUUGACCCAGUUUUGUCCAAUUCAUCUUUUACCAAUGUAACUAUUAUUUUCUAUUAAAUUUUGCUGUAUCGUGCCCCAAGGUUAGGGAAGGCACGUCCUUUUGUAUUUGCUUUUAUCUUGCGAUCGAGCCUGGGGGUGUUGCCCAUAAACAAUUUCUUCAAUAACAAGACCAAAUGAAAGAAGCAAGAUCAAGGACGCAUUCUUCACCUAGAGAUGCAAAUUUAUUUA
Messenger RNA from Prunus persica (peach), 1560 nucleotides. Its product is annotated as mitochondrial fission protein ELM1. Gene Ontology annotation, biological process: mitochondrial fission. The record is from RefSeq and is a predicted model, not a curated record. Gene Ontology annotation, cellular component: mitochondrial outer membrane. Bases 111 to 1277 code for a protein of 388 amino acids. NCBI's taxonomy places the organism in Eukaryota, Viridiplantae, Streptophyta, Magnoliopsida, Rosales, Rosaceae. The transcript has 11 exons.